Molecule: messenger RNA, 2086 nt
Organism: Nicotiana tabacum (common tobacco)
Lineage: Eukaryota; Viridiplantae; Streptophyta; Magnoliopsida; Solanales; Solanaceae
Product: protein NRT1/ PTR FAMILY 5.10-like
Biological process (GO): dipeptide transport; transmembrane transport
Cellular component (GO): membrane
Molecular function (GO): dipeptide transmembrane transporter activity; tripeptide transmembrane transporter activity
Source: RefSeq, a predicted model, not a curated record
UAAAUUGUGGCACACCUCUCAUCUCCAUUUCCAUCUCCGCCAAGCCACUUGCCAAAGGUAGGAAGUGUUCUCACACAGCUGCGAUGUGUUAUAAAACUAAAAUUUCUCUGCUUCGACGUGCGAGUGACGCCACUAACAAGUGACAACAUAUACGUAUAUAUUUAGCAAACGCCGUCAACAUAGCUUUGUCAACUAUUCAAUUGUAUGCGUGCAGUUCGAGCAGCCUAGCUUCUUCUGCUACAGAAAAUGGAUAUUUCCUCAUCACCACCAAUUGUAGGAGGAGGAGAAGAAGAAGAAGAAGCUAUGCUAUUGCUGGAGACUGAAACUCCAACUCAUUCUAACGAUGUCGUUCCAGAUUCCGUUGACUUCUACGGCCGUCCGGUCCUCCGAUCAAAUUCCGGUCGAUGGCGAUCCGCUUCUCUCAUCAUAUGCGUGGAAAUAGCGGAGAGGUUUGCAUAUUAUGGAAUAAAUUCUAACCUAAUUAAUUACCUGACUGGGCCACUGGGUCAGUCCACUGCGGCAGCUGCCGAGAAUGUGAAUGCGUGGUCCGGAACAGCGUCGCUCACUCCCCUUUUGGGUGCUUUGGUGGCUGACUCCUUCCUCGGUCGUUAUCGCACAAUUGUGUUUGCUUCUCUGUUUUACAUUCUGGGACUCGGACUAUUGACGCUUUCGGCUGUCUUCCCCUUCUUCAGCUCUUCUAACUGCCAAACUACUGAUAAUGCUGAUGCAUGUUCUCCUCCUCGACUCCAAGUUGUAUUAUUCUUUUUCUCUUUGUAUCUGGUCGCAGUAGCUCAGGGAGGACACAAGCCUUGUGUUCAGGCUUUUGGGGCUGACCAAUUUGAUCCACUAGAUCCCAUAGAAUGCAAAGCCAGAAGCUCAUUUUUCAACUGGUGGUACUUUGGCAUGUGUGGAGGUAAUAUUGUGACCAUCUCGGUUCUGAACUACAUUCAGGACAACUUUAAUUGGGGUCUUGGGUUUGGCAUUCCUUGUGUUGUCAUGUGCCUUGCACUUGUCAUUUUUUGGUUUGGUACAUUAACUUAUCGGUUUAGCAGCAGAUGUGAUAAAAUAAGCCCAUUUGUGAGAAUUGGCAUGGUUUUCAACAAAGCAGUGAGAAAUUGGCUUGCGACAUCUGUAGUGACAUCAAUAGAAGAAACAAGAGUGCAGUGUCAUCAAGAUUCCCAGGAAAACAGGUUUCUGAACAAAGCUUUGCUUGCACCUGAUGAUCAUUCGGCUGAAGAUGGCCAAAUUUCCAAAAUCAAUGAUGUUGAAGCAGCAAAGGGACUUCUCAGGCUGGUUCCUAUAUGGGCGUCGUGUUUGAUAUAUGCGAUCGUAUUUGCUCAAGCAUUCACCUUAUUUACAAAGCAAGCAGUCACAAUGGACAGAUCAAUUACGCCAUCUUUCAGGAUACCAUCUGCUGCCCUUCAGUCCUUUAUCAAUGUUUCUAUUGUCAUUUUCAUUCCAAUCUACGAGCAGAUCCUAGUACCUAUUGCGAGAACGAUUACUGGAACUCCAUCUGGUAUUACAAAACUCCAAAGAGUCGGAACUGGGAUCUUUUUGUCUGUUCUUACUAUGGCAAUUGCAGCACUGGUGGAGAAGAAGCGCCUCGAAAUUGCACGAGAAUAUGGAUCGGCUGAUGUACCAAAUGCAACAGUUCCAAUGACUAUCUGGUGGUUAGUUCCGCAGUAUCUUUUAAUUGGAAUUUCUGAUGCAUUCACUAUGGUUGGUCUUCAAGAAUUCUUCUAUGAUCAAGUGCCUAGAGAAUUCAGAAGCAUAGGUCUCUCUCUUUACCUUAGUAUCUUUGGUGUGGGGAGCUUUCUAAGUAGCUUCCUCAUCUUUGUCGUUGAGAAAACAACAGGUGGUAAAGGCGAAGAUGGUUGGAUUUCAGACAACUUGAACAAAGGACAUCUAGAUUACUUUUAUUGGCUACUUUGUGGAGUAAGUGCUCUUGGAUUUAUGACAUAUUUGUAUUUUACACGGCGUUAUGUUUACGCUCAUUGUGGAAAGGUCAUCUGAAAUUGUUUAAACUGAGGUUUUUAUGUUCUUUGAAUUUACCAAUGAAAAGAUAAAACACAAGUCUUGACAAGCA